AUGAACGAGAUUGGUAUAUUAGGCAACAAAUGUCGAAUGACACAGAUAUUUUCGGAGGAGGGGUUAUUGAUACCAGUUACUCCUAUUUGGGUUGGCGAUAAUGUGAUUUCACAGGUGAAAACAAAGGAAAAGGAAGGUUAUAAUGCCUGCCAAGUUGCGUUUGGUGACUGUGCGGAAAAAAAUCUUAAUAAACCGAAAUUAGGACAUUUUAAAAAAAAAAAUGUUUCACCUAAAAGAUAUCUGCGAGAAAUAAGAAACAUGUCGGGAUUUGCUGUCGGUUCUCCAAUUGAUUUAUCCCAUUUUGAAGUAGGAGACGAGGUUGACGUCACAAGAUCUGGGGCUGGCGGACGAGGCACUAAUCAAGGUAUGCCCAAAAAUAAAAAAAUGCCCGGUCGCAUGGGAAACAAAAGAGUUACACAAAAAGCAAGAAUAGCAAAAAAGGACCCGGAAAAACGCAUUAUUUUCCUUCGUGGGGCGGUCCCUGAAAGUGAGCAAUUACAAAAAACCACUGUCCCUUCACUCCAAAAAAUUACUCUAGGGCGAGAGGCCGCCGCAAAGAUAGUAGACUUACUGCGUGGCAAGAAUCGUGUAGAUUUCACUCCCCAUUUAGACUUGGGAAAUUAUGUCGUAUUAAUUAACGCUCGCCAUAUUACUUUUACGGGCAACAAAUUAGACAAAAAAAAUUAUUACAAUCAUUCUGGUUAUUCGGGCGGAUUACGGACCCGAAGCACCCGCUUAAUGCUGGAAAAAUAUCCUACUGAACUAGUUUUUAGGAUUAUUAGAGAGGACCAAGAAAAUUGGGGCAAAAGUAGGGCAAAAAUUUCCAAUCUAGAUAUUAGUGAACAAGACUUAACUGGACCACUCAAAUUAGAAGGAUUUAGCAGCCUAGAAACUUUCGAUUGUUCUCAUAAUAAUCUAAUUAGUUUAAAUUUAACAGGAAAUAACCACUUAAAAGAAAUUAAUUGUUCUGAUAAUAACCUGGCUAGUUUAGCACUUGGCAAUAAUUCAAAUUUGACUCGUUUGGACUGUUCUUUUAAUAAUAUUUUGAAUAUCGAAUUUAUUACUACUUUGAAAUGUCCCGAAAAAUUACUUUAUUUAAAUCUCCGCAAUAAUUUUUUUCGCCCCAGCAAUUUGAACAUAUUUUCGUCUUUUUUGCAAAUAAAAGAACUUUAUUUAGGAACCAGCGAUUUAACGAGAAUAAAUUUGCUUGUUUAUAAUCAAUUUUAUGGUUCUCUAAAACCCUUACAAAACUGCCAGAAUUUAGAAAUUUUAUGUAUUAGCAAUACGGAAGUAAAUUAUGGCUUUGAAUAUUUGCCGAGCAAAAAAUAUGAAAAUUCCCAAGUCUGCCAAGUAAACAAAUUAGGAAAAGAAUUUAAUGUUGCUCUUAAAAUAUUACAAAGAGGAGCGGAAAAACAAGAAAGCAAUUCACAAAAUUUUCAGGAAGAAAAAGAAAAAUUGGUUCAGGAAAUUGCCGAAUUGAAAAAGCAAUUAGAGGACUUGCGAAUUGAGAACGAAAAUUAUAAAGAAGCCAAUACCUUGAUUAGAGAAAAAUAUGAGAAACUGAUGAGUGAAAAUCCCCACUUACUAAAUUCGGAGCAACUGGAAAAUUUCAAAAACCAAAUUACAGAGAAAAAAAUUCAGCAAUUACAAAGUCAAUUAUCCCAGAUAAAAAAUGACCUUGAUAAGUUGGAAAAUCAAACUAAAAAAACUGAAUUUUCAACUCAAAUAACUGAAAUAGAAAAUAAAUUAAAUAAUCCGGUUGGCAAAAAUCAAGGACAAGAAAAAACCGUCCGGCAGUUAGAGCAGGAAAUUAAAGAAAUUAAGGAGAAAUUAGACAGAAAUAAGCCCGACGAUAAUCCGAACAACAAGAGCGAAACAAAAGUGAAGUUUGUUGGCAAGACUUUGAAAGACGAUAAUAGUGGAGAUUUUGAUAAAUAUAAAUUUUUAGAAGAGGAUGCGGUGGGAAGCACGACAAAUAUUUUUUAUGUCAAUAAAAAUCAUCCGAGAAUUAAAGAGUUGUUAAGUCAAAAUAAAUUACAAAAAGAUAAAAAAUUCACCAUUCGCUAUGGAAAAGUGGAUGAAAAAUCUGAUAGUGGUUUUUUGUUUACUUUUAAUGAGUUUAAUCAGGAAUUAGAAAUUAUUGAAAUUAAUAAUUCACCGUCCGAUAACCCCAACCAAAAUGGACCAACGGAAUAUGUUGCUACCAAAAUAAAUGACAAUAUAUUUAAAUAUCAGUUUGUCAUUAGCAGUGUGAGACAAGAAAAAUUAAUAUCAAAAAAUACUCUUGAUAAACCUUUCGAGUUUGUGGUAAUUAAAUCACAGAGUUUAGCCGAUAUUAAUCAAGAUUAUUCCAGUUUUCAAAAGCAUUUUGAUAAAAGCAGUAACAUUAAUGUAGUAAGUUUUCCUAGUCCCAGUGAAGUUGCUAAUAAGUUAAUAGAAGAAUUAGAAAAGGAUGCUGAUUCUCCCCGUUGGUUAAAUACUGAAGGCGAUAAGUCAGUAAUUUGCCGCUAUGGUAAUACUACCGUUUUGACCAUUUUGACAAUUAAAAAAUUAGCCAAAAAAGUUAAUUCUUUUUUUCCCCUCACUAUCACUUUUGAGGAGAAAUUUUAUGCGGUGGGGCGGAUUCCGAACGUUUUUGGCAAGCGAGAAGGCAAACCUAGUUAUGAUGCCAUUACGGCUGCUCGCUUAAUUGACCGCUCACUCCGCAGUUUUUUUCCUUUUCCCAGCCAGCAGGAAGUUCAAAUAACUAAUUCGGUUCUCUCUUUUGACCCGGACUGCGAUCCCCUCAGUUAUCUUUGCCCCAACCUGCCUUUUUUUGCUACUCCUCUGGCAGCCGUGAUUGUCGGACAAGAAGAAAAAAAUCUUAUUAGCAACCCCAGCCGGGAAAAAUUAGAUAAUUCACCUUUAGAGUUAAUUGUUAGUGCUACGGAGGAAAAAAUUACCAUGCUGGAAGCAGGAGUCCGGGAAAUAGAUGAAGCAGAAUUGACCCAAGCCAUUACUUUCGCUCACCAAGAAAUUCAAGUAUUAAUCGGUUUUUUUCAACAUAUUGCUAACAGUCUAGGUGUAAAAAAAGAACCAAAAACGACCCCACCAGAAAAAAAAGCCAAAAAAGAAAAAAAAAUGAAAGAAGUUCGCCAAAAAUUAACCCAAGAGUAUUACGUCCAAAAUCCUCAAUUAGAGGAAGAAUUUGUGAAAGACUUAGUGGAAGAAUUUUGA
This is a messenger RNA of Racocetra fulgida, 3216 nucleotides long. The record is from the annotation of a GenBank genome assembly. NCBI's taxonomy places the organism in Eukaryota, Fungi, Glomeromycota, Glomeromycetes, Diversisporales, Gigasporaceae.